Spinacia oleracea (spinach) is the source of this 2067-nucleotide messenger RNA. RefSeq names its product mediator of RNA polymerase II transcription subunit 27. The record is from RefSeq and is a predicted model, not a curated record. Lineage: Eukaryota; Viridiplantae; Streptophyta; Magnoliopsida; Caryophyllales; Amaranthaceae. The coding region runs from base 275 to 1636 and encodes 453 amino acids. Gene Ontology annotation, biological process: regulation of transcription by RNA polymerase II. The transcript has 7 exons. Gene Ontology annotation, cellular component: mediator complex. Gene Ontology annotation, molecular function: transcription coactivator activity.
GCGUUUCCAGUUUUCUAAAAAUAAAAAUCCUUUAUGAAUUAAUUUUCUUCCCUCUUCUCAAGCUCCAAAUCGCAAAUCGCAUCUCCUCCGGCAUCAACCUCCUCCUAAAACCUCAACAACAAAAGCAGCAUCUUGUAUUUGCAUCUCUAGUCAGCGGCGCCUCUUCCAACCACCUCUCCUUCUCCAUUGCUGCUAUUCUCUGUUGAGGGAGCUCAUCCUGCCCUGGCUCAGGGACGGGCCUUGUGAAUUCAUCUAAGGUUUUAGAAGAGUGAAAAUGUUACAGCACCCGCAGCAACAACUACUGCAACAACAACAACAACAACAACAACAACAGCAGCAACACCAACAGCAGCAACAACAUCAACAGCAACAACAUCAACUGCAACAAAAUCAGCAACAGCAACAGCUACAACAGCAGCAGCAACAGCAUCAACAACCGUUAGUUCCGGUGACAGUUUCGGCGGAAAUAAGUGGGGAUGCGCCUCCAAAGCAGGUAGCAAUGGCAAUGGAUAGGCUGGGGCAAGCCUCACGCCUAAUCGCCGACAUUAGGAUCGGUGCCGAUCGAUUACUUGAGGCAUUCUCUUUGUCUUCUGACACUCACCAGCGUUUGAAAUCCGUCAAUUUUCUCGUUAAAGAAGAGUCUGCCAUGCGUCACCACUUACAGGACCUUCGCAAUAUUGGAAGGCAGCUUGAAUCCUCUGGGGUCCUGAAUGAAGCACUUAGAUCACGAAGCAACUCUUGGGGAUUACACAUGCCUUUAGUUUGUCCAGAUGGUGCUGUUGUUGCAUAUGCCUGGAAGCGGCAACUUGCUGGCCAGGCUGGUGCUUCUGCAGUUGACAGGACUAGACUAGCUCUGAAAUCCUUUGGAGAUCAAAAGCGGAGAUUUUUUCCUCAUCUUGACUGUGAAUCAUCUUCAAAAAAACAAUGUGUUUCACAAGAAUCUUUGAUCGAGAACCCAGAAGAAACUAGUGGUUACAGAACACUGACUGAUACAUUAGAGUGUUUGGAGAAAGAAGUGCCGGACAUGAAGAUUUGCACUUAUGAAAGGUUGGAGUGGCUGAAGAGAGCUUCUUUACUUCCUGCUCCAGCCAAUGAGGAUGCCUUUGAUUCGUCGAUGCCACAAGCUUAUCAUGGUCCAAGUAGUUUAAGACCUGGAUCUCCGCAUGUCCCCUCAGAUAAAGUUGCUGUAAUUGAAUUAUCUAUCCCUUCUGUGUUUAGAGCUGUUGUGUCCCUUCACGCUGCUGGUUCCACAGAUCCUGAUGCAGUGGCCUUCUUUUCACCGGAUGAGCAGGGAGGGAGCCAUGUACAUGCAAGAGGUUCAUCAGUUUAUAAUGCAUUUAGGCAUAUAACGGAAUUUUCUAAUAUAGCUCUACAACAUUUCCUUGGAAAUAAAUCAGAGAUGGCUCUGUAUCUUCUUCUGCAUUGGAUCAGCAGCUAUCAGAGCCUAUUUACGCAAGCAUGCAGCAAAUGUGGACGGAUUCUUUCAAUGGAUAGACAAUCAGCAUUGUUAUUGCCUCCUGUUCAUCGCCCCUACCAAAACUUGCUUGCUGCUAAGUCCGCAUCAGGUUCGCCAAAGAAUCAGAGUUCAACCGCUGGUGAAGCUUAUCAUGUCAGCUGCUCCCCGCCAGAUGUGUAGUGUUCCGGUUAAAUUCUACUGGACUUCAGAUCGGUAUGCCAGUUAUUUCUGAAGUAAACAAGUAAAUCACGGGGUAGUUCAGUUUAUGAACUUGUAGAAGAGUGAUUGACAAAGAAAGGUGAAGGCUACAUCUCUUAAGAUACCAAAUUCGGGACGCCAUAGCAUGAUAGAUGGAGCUACUGAAAGAAGUGGCUAGCUUUGGAGGACUUGUACUGGAUCUUCCUCGGCAUUUUUCUUUUUUCUUGAAACUUUGAUUUCUUGUGUACACAUCUCUUGCUUGAGUAUAGACUACACGACUACCCUGGUCUACAGUCAUGUAAAGCCCUUUUUAUUAACAUUCUCAUAGAGUUCAAUUUGGCCUCCAUAAGUCGUAUAACUAAUCAUGUGUUUCUUUAUCGCAUCAAACCUAAUCUCCAGUAUUAGUUAGUAUA